Messenger RNA from Schistosoma turkestanicum, 1398 nucleotides. NCBI's taxonomy places the organism in Eukaryota, Metazoa, Platyhelminthes, Trematoda, Strigeidida, Schistosomatidae. The record is from the annotation of a GenBank genome assembly.
AUGGACGUCGUUCGUAAAUUAGCCAAAGCUUUAGCCUCUAACCAAGAUAAAGUGAGGCGAAAAGCACAGAAGCAAGUAAAAAUACUUCUUUCGAAGCACUCACCUAAUGGAAAAGAUGACUGGAAUUACAAACAGUUGUUAGGCAUUUGCAAAGGUCUUCAUUAUAGUUUAUGGAUGCAGGACAAGUUGCUACUGAAGGAACAAACGGUAGUCCGUUUAUGCAACAUACUACCAAGUAUUGGGGACAACACAGUUACACUGUAUUAUUCUUAUGCCAUGUUUGAAACAUUGGCAAAAGAGUGGGAUAACUUAGAUUACUGGAGGACAGACAAGUUUAUGCUCCUCGCACGGGAAUUUUUUGCAAGAGGUCUUCAGUUUAUUUCCUGUAAAAAACCUGAGAUUUUACCUUCUUUCGUGGAGGCCAUUUUCACCAAAAUAUUGAAUAAUGACAAAGACCAUGCUGUCGGUCUAAAAAUACACUUCUGUACUCUAAUAGGUGAAGAACUUCAAAAAAAGAACAUAAAAAUGUCUUCUGUGCAGUUAAUCUUCCAGUAUCUCCUGGUUUUAUUAGCUUCCUUACCGAAGCACAACAUGUAUGCCCACAGUGUUCUAUCUUUGAUUACUGCAAUAACAAAGCUUAUUCAAAGGCGCCCGAAAUUUUACUUAGAUGGUAUUAUGAAAUGUCUUGAGGAUAUUUUAGGCAAACAGUGCUCCUACAAAAAUGCUCUAAAACGAGUCAACACAAAUUUAAAAAGAACUCUUGCAAAUCGAGAAGCUGCAUUGAAGGUGUCAGAUGAACAGGUUUUAACGCCAUGCACACGAUCGUUACCUGAGACGACAAAUAUCAUAUCCAGUCGUGAGAACGUAAAUGGAGAAAGCGGUUUAUCAGAACCUAAGAUCCGAAAGAAAAAAACUUCAAAGGUUUUGACGAAGAAAAAAAAGGUUACAGAAAAACAUCUACAUACCGAUACCCCUAAACCUGUAAAUAUAGAAGAGUCUAGCAAGGAAGUUGAUAUUUUUAUGGAAGAGUCACAUCCAAAAAGAAUGAAGUUUGAUUUAUCCACGGAAUCUGUUGAUAAAUCCACAACAGCUCCAUGCGUAGUUCCUGAUUCUCCGUGCCUUUUUUCUAUAUGCGAUGAUGAGUCCAAACCAAACGUAGAUCAUUUUGUAUCCCCUAGUGUUUCUAUAAGUGGCGAUCCUGCGUCUGAAGAAAAGCGUACUCCAAAUACUCCACUUUCUUCCGAAAGACGUGUGUCUUUUGGGAAGGUGUUUCGUAAGAAAUUUAACUCAGCUCGUUGUAUUUCCCUCACCCCACCGGUUAGUGUUAUCCCAGCUAAGGGGAUUUUAAGAAGUAACAAAUCCACCGCUGAUGAAGCAAAAGUUAACGUUUCAUUCUAA